This is a messenger RNA of Bactrocera latifrons, 1864 nucleotides long. RefSeq names its product broad-complex core protein isoforms 1/2/3/4/5. Gene Ontology annotation, cellular component: nucleus. Lineage: Eukaryota; Metazoa; Arthropoda; Insecta; Diptera; Tephritidae. The coding region runs from base 347 to 1753 and encodes 468 amino acids. Gene Ontology annotation, biological process: regulation of transcription by RNA polymerase II. The transcript has 5 exons. The record is from RefSeq and is a predicted model, not a curated record. Gene Ontology annotation, molecular function: protein binding.
GCGUAGACAAAAAAAAUUUUCCUAAUAGUUGGUCGACUGUCAAACCAGCAAAGUAAGAAAAAUUACAAUUUUUGGCAUCAAUUUUAAAGAAAAUAAAUUAUUAAGUUACACUCUAUUAUUAAAAGUUUAUUAGACAGAAAGUUCGCAGUAUAUGAUAUAAAAGUGAACCACAUAUACAUAUGCAAAAUUAAUCUGCCGACUAUAUAUUUAUGGUUUUGUACUAGCGUCAGGAGAGAAGGGUGCAAAAGCGCCAGCGCUAAAACCGCAUUCAAUAUAAUACUAAAAAAUAUUCAGUAGAAAAUAACAAUAUUUUUGUUUUGUUAUAAAAUCGGCAAUUAAAUGAAGAAUGGCUACUACACAGCAGUACUCACUACGUUGGAACAAUUAUUUUCGACAUUUGACAUAUGCUUUGGACAAUCACCGCAACAACGAUGAUUUUGUUGACGUGAGUUUAUGCUGUGAUGGACGUAAAAUCAAAGCACAUAAAGUAGUGCUAUCCUCCUGCAGCUCUUAUUUCAAAGAAAUAUUCAGGGACAACCCGCAUCCGCACCCAGUAAUAAUUUUUAAAUUUAUUAAAUUCGAAGAUCUCACGUCAAUAAUUGAGUUUAUGUAUCAGGGGGAAGUGAAUGUACAGCAGGAAGCAUUGCAAUCAUUUCUUCAAACCGCCGAAUUACUUGCUGUGCAAGGUCUUACCGCAGAGGAGAAGGAGAAACCAAAAUUGCCUCCGACACCGAUUAUUGAUGAACAAAAACUUAUUAAAACUAUCCCCAGUACUAUUAGAGCCGUGAAUGACGUAACGACUGCAACACAGACUACACCGCAGACAAUCGAAAUACCAACGGCAACUAUUUUGCAGCAAACGCAGCCACAGCAACAGCAACAUACCGCCACACAGCAUCAUCAUGUACAAACACAAAUCCAGCAUAUUCAAGUGCAACAUCCACCGCAACCCCACGUGCAAACCGUGCAAACUCAGGUGCAGCAACAGCAAACAACAACACAUCAGCUGCAACAUCAUCAGCAGCAACAAUUGCAACAAACUCAUUUAGGUGCGCUGCCUUCAACGAAUACGAUAAAGAAACGUAAAAUGACUUUCUCAGAUGAUGAUGAUAACAUAUACACCACAGAAGGCGUUGAUUACGGUGUCAAGGAUGAUUCUUCGAUAGUCAAAACUGCGGAAAUGACAUUCCUACGAGGUACUGUAAAAAUGGAUAUACCCGAAUACAUAGUUGGCGAAGUUGAUGACAGUGAACAGUUGACUGACGGAAGUGCGCAGCAUACAUCACAAGACGGUGGCACGACGGGCACCCAAAAUGUCACACAGUACACAUCUGAAUAUGAAAUUCUGACAGAAUCAGAAAUUGAGGAAAAAUUUCAUCAAGCUGAUGCAGAAAACGCAGAAAUAACAAUCGAAAUGGGACGUCUUUUAAAUCCAACAACGAGUACACCAUCAACAACAACACCUCAUACAACGUUAGAUGAAUCAGGUGGCAGUGUCACUAAUGCUGUAGUAAAAAUUGAUAAUAAAGGUGGCGCAUCGGCAGAUUUGCCAAAUAAUAAGUGGACAGAAUGUCAAUUUUGCAAAAUGGUCAUAACCACGGUUAAUCUUUGGAGACAUAUUCGUACGCAACAUACGCCUCAACCGCCCCGUAAAUGCGAGCUAUGCAACAAAAAUUUCAAAAACAAAUACAGUCUACGCGAGCACAUACGAAUUUCGCACGAACAAAAAAUCACAGUGAAGUCAGAAAAUUGAUUGACAAUAUUUCAUUUGCGUCGUUAAAUAUUUAUUUAAUAAAUGAGUAACUUAGAAAAUAACGUAAAUAAAAGUAGAGCUCAGCAGCAAAUUCCAAGCUCGUUAUGAAAA